Molecule: messenger RNA, 1485 nt
Organism: Auanema sp. JU1783
Lineage: Eukaryota; Metazoa; Nematoda; Chromadorea; Rhabditida; Rhabditidae
Source: the annotation of a GenBank genome assembly
AUGUCUGGCGAAGCCGUGACCACCACCACCGAUCAGGGUGAUAAACCUAUUACUGAAAGUAAAGAAACCGCGGAGAAAAUAGCGUCACCUGUUAAAGAACAAGCCAAUGAUCAAGUAGCUGAUACAGCCGAGACCGUAGGCAACGCUGAAGCUAAUGGUAACCCAGAAGAAUCUAAAGCCGAAAAGGGUGCAGAGCCUUCUGUUCCAACUGACGCCGCAGCCAACCCGUCCGUCGAAUCCAGUAAAACUGAAGCUGUUGAAGCAGCAGCAGGAAGUGUGGAGGAGACGAUCGAGAAAAAGGAAAUCUCCAUGGAUACAACAGGACCAGCGGAAGCUUCUGAAGCUGAGCAACCUGCAGCUGCUGCAGCAGCGCCUCAAGACGUUGAGAAGAAAGAUGACGAAGCAGAGAAAUGGGAAGUCAUAGACGAUGAAGAAGUGAAGAAGGCUAAAGAAGCUGAAGAGCAACACCGUGAAGUCGAAAAAGUGAAAGCAGCAAAAGAAAAAGCUGAAAAGGAAAAGGCCGAAAAAGAGAAGGCUGAGAAGGAAAAGGCUGAAAAAGAGAAGGCUGAAAAGGAAAAGGCUGAGAAGGAGAAGGCCGAGAAAGAGAAAGCUGAAAAGGAGAAAGUUGAAAAAGAAAAGGCCGAGAAAGAAGCUGCUGAAGCUAAAGCAAACGAGGCGAAAUCCGCUGAUGCUAAAGCUAAAGAGCCUGAAGAGAAGAAAGUUGAGUCGGAGACUGCUGAAGAUAAGGGGGAUGCAAAAAAAGUUACUUCACCUGAAAAGCCUGUCGCUGACGAGAAAGAAAAGAAAAAAGAAGCUGAAUCAAAGGACGAAAGUGGAGAUGAAGCCAUGGAAAUUGUUGAAAACAAAGAAGAACCAGAAGUUGUUGCUCCUGUUGCUGUCAGCGGUGGACGCGGAAGAGGUGGUAGAGGACGUGGUAGAGCUGCUGUAAAUACUCGUUCUCCCAAAACGCCUAGAGUUGCUGCUGAAGUAGAUCCCGAGUCAAUCGCCUCAUCACGCCCAAGAAGAUCUACUUCUCAACGUGUUGAUUAUGCUAAUCCUGAUACCUCAACGGUUUUGGCUGAGGUGGAUGAUGAAAUUCCCGGAAAAUUGUUUAAGGGAGCUCGUGGACGUGGUCGCGGUCGUGGAAGAGGAGCUACGAGAGCUGGAAGAAACUCCGAUUCUGAUAGUGACCACCCAGUCAGCGAUGAUGAUGAGGAAUUCGGAAAGAAGAAAAAAGCUGGAGCUGGUAGAGGUCGUGGUCGCGGCCGUGGAGCUGCUAGAGGAGGACGCGCGAGAGGAGGUCGUGGUCGGUCGUCAGCAGGAGCACGACGCAAUAAUGAAUCAGAUGACGAUGAUGAUGUUCCUCUGGAUGACUCCAAGAGUGAUGAUCAAGAUAAUGAAUCAGAAGAAGAAGCAAUCCCAACGAAGAGACGCGGCGCUGAAGCUGCUCACCCACCUAAGAAGAGAGCUAAAGUUGCUGAAUAA